Molecule: messenger RNA, 575 nt
Organism: Sipha flava (yellow sugarcane aphid)
Lineage: Eukaryota; Metazoa; Arthropoda; Insecta; Hemiptera; Aphididae
Exons: 2
Coding region: 92-547 (151 amino acids)
Source: RefSeq, a predicted model, not a curated record
GAGUUGCACGUUUUCAGUGACUCUAGUCGUGAACACUUUUUAAAAUAUUACAUUUGUUAAUACAAUAUAAUAACCAUCAGGAUUAACUCAUAUGAGAGUGAUGAUAAUACCGAACGAUAAUCUCACAGAAGAAAACCGUAAUCUUUCAGAACGAUUGAUACAACAGAUUGUUAGACAUCCGAUCAACUUCUCGGAACGUGAUGUCUUCGAAUUUUUUCGUCAACGAAAUUCAACAUUUGUAUUAAGUGAAAUAAACAUAAAAGGGAUUCACGGUGUGUUUUGUUCCAUUCAGUGCGGACAGUACAAUAAUCAAAUAAUUGGUGAAUAUGAAUGUAUCAAUUUUGAACCUACAGCGUAUGAUAUAAUGUUUAAAGACGUUGAAGUACUGCAGGCGUAUAGUCGAAUUCGUCGUUGUCCUAUAUGUAAUAAAUAUUUAACAAUUUGUAAUAGAGAUAAUUUAUAUGCCACACCCGAUGAAGAUUUUACUAUUUAUAUUUUCAAUACGACUUAUAACGAAAAUCGUCACGUUUCUACUAUCCACAUUUAGUUUAUAUUAUUUAAUACAAAAAUUAUUU